Messenger RNA from Labrus mixtus (cuckoo wrasse), 3357 nucleotides. Its product is annotated as coiled-coil domain-containing protein 149-like. The transcript is spliced from 13 exons. Lineage: Eukaryota; Metazoa; Chordata; Actinopteri; Labriformes; Labridae. The record is from RefSeq and is a predicted model, not a curated record. The coding region runs from base 109 to 1950 and encodes 613 amino acids.
AAAAAAUGUCUGUAAAGCUGACCCUUAAACCCAGCCGGGCGUUGUUCAUUUGAAACUCACCUUUCGUCAUUUUUAUUGUCUUUUUUUUUUUUUGUGGCGUGCAGUGAGAUGGAUCCGUCCAGGAGGAGCGAGAGUGACUGGCAGGGUCUGCUGAACGAGUUUGUGAUUUGUAAGCGGAAGUUGGAGAGCAAAAAGGAGGCCCUCCUGAUUCUGUCUAAAGAGUUGGACAGCUGUCAGCAGGAGAGAGAUCAGUACAGACUGAUGGCCAAUCAGCUCAGAGAGCGACACCAAGGGUUGAAGAAGAAGUACAGAGAACUUAUUGAUGGAGAUCCCUCUCUGCCUCCAGAGAAGAGAAAUCAGGUGAAUUUGGCUCAGCUGCUGCGAGACUCCAGAGACAAAAACAGUCAACUCUCUGAGGAGGUGAAAGAGCUGAAACAACGACUACUGGAGGCCCAGGGUGACAACAAGCUUCUACGAAUGACCAUCACCAAGCAGAGGCUGGGGGACGAGGAGGUCGGUGCUCGUCACUUCCCUGCACAUGAACGACAGGAUCUGGUCAAACAGUUAGAGAGAGCUGGAGAGCAGAACGAGGUUCUCGAGCACAGCAUGAAGUCACUCACAGACGAGCUGCAGGACGUACGAGCGGAGCGCGACGUGUUUCAGCAGAAGGCUCAUCGCCUCAACGUGGAAAUGAACCACAUCGUGGGCAACGACGACAUACGGAUUGUGGACAUAGACGCACUCUGCAUGGAGAACAGGUAUUUGCAUGAACGCUUCGGUCAACUUCAAGAAGAAAUCAACUUGCUCAAAAAAAAUCUGAUGAAGUACAAGAGCGCCCUGGAGUGUCGGAAGAAUUCUAAAAUCAGUGGGAAAGCAAACAGCAGUGCACUGACUGGGGUGCUCUCUGCUAAACAAGUGAAGGAGUUGUUGCUGUCUGAAGAAAACGGCUGCAGCCUGCCGGUGACUCCUCAGUCCAUCACAGACCUCAAGUCUCUGGCCACAGCUCUGCUGGAAACCAUCCACGAGAAGAACAUGGUGAUUCAGCACCAACGCCAGAUCAACAAGAUUCUUGGAACUCGCGUGGCAGAGCUAGAAACCAAACUAAAAACAUUAGAAAUGUCCGGACUGUGGAGCCUGCCAGGCCUGACUUAUAAUGUUUCUCUGGGAAUUUAUGGAAGAGGAAAAGACGCCAUCAUACUGAAUCCUCAUCAGGCUGAAUCAACAGAGUCUCCUGCACAUGAAGGUGACGAAGUAUCUGAGAACAGAGUCGCCGAUCAGCAGAGCUCUGAAGAAGUCCCACAGCAAGACAGUGGACCUCCACCUGUGUCAGGUGAUGCAGAGGGACUUCAAGGUGAACUUCAAGAGGGACUUAAAGAGGGACUUCAAGAUGAACUUCAAGAGGGACUUAAAGAGGGACUUCAAGAUGAACUUCAAGAGGGACUUCAAGAGGGACUUCAAGAUGAACUUCAAGAGGGACUUCAAGAGGGACUUCAAGAGGGACUUCCAGAGGAGGCAACAUCUGCAUCCAACGAGGAGACAUGCCAGCAGAAUCCUUCAACCCAGUCAGCUGAACUAGAACCGCUCAGCAAUCGGACAGAAACAUCAGAGAAGGAGGAGCGUUGUGAUGCUGGCCAGUCACAAAGCACGACUGAUUUCACAGCUAUGACGGGCGACGGGUCGAAGGAAGAGGAAUGUCAGAGUGAUUCUCCUCUUAAAUUUACAAAUGUAACACAAAGUGUGUCAGAUCUCUCACGACAAACUUUAGAGGGAUCAGGAGGACACGAGGAUGAGUUGGAUGAACACAAUGAAGAGCUGGAAACUGUUGAAAGUGAGUGUAUUCUAAUAGAGGGAGACAUCAGCGACGAUGAAUUCACUGCUGCUGCUGCUGCUGCUGCAAGCACCGCAGAGGAGCAGGAGAACCAGGAGACAGAUGGAGACAGGUGUUUGUGAAGUCAUGAAACCUAAGAUAGGAGCGAUAGGAAUGUAUGAUGCAUCACCAUCACAAAGCUCAUUUCUAACAUCAAUCAGAAGAAAUAGGCCCUAUUUGGCUUUACAGUGUAUCAAAUACAUCAAAAGCUUCAUAUGCUUCUGUUUAGUUAUGGAUCCUACAUCUGCAUCAGACUCUGAAUCCAUCUUUGAAAAAUAAUAUCCUGGCACUAGAUGAAGGGUGAAUAUACUACAGUCAAUGUAGUGAGAAGGAUACAAAACAAACAUUGAAAAAGUGUCAAAUGCUUCCAUAGUCUCAUGUAGCGCUACCCUUUGAACUAGUCCUUAAGUAUGCAGACAUCAGCGUAGAACAACAUGUUGUUGCUUAAUAUAAAAAUGCUGCUAAAACAACCACAACUCCUCUGGGAUGUGUGUUUGUUUGACAACAGAGAUCUUCUCCACUCUAGUCCGAAGAGCAUAAGUGAGGUUGUGCAAUAUGGUUUGGCCCUCAGUUGGUGUUCCGGCUAAUCCUGAAUUUAUAAGAUGGGUUUGAGGUCUGAACAUUACGCCUCUGUUAUUUUCUUCCACUCCAAACUGGAGGGGAACAAACAUUAGUUUAAGGGCCCUCGCUUUUUGCAUGUUUAGUGUUAAAACUGGAAAUGGUUAUUGCCAAACUGUUUUUGAAAAGUUGAAAGCUGCGCGUUGUGUGGGCGGAGAGUUGAGGAACUGUGAUUUUUUUGUUAUGAGAAAUAGCGAAGGAAUGUGGCUGAUGGAUCAGAACUAUAAAAAAAAAGGGCGAUUGCUAUUAGUUGACCAUGAACUUAAAGACGUGAUGUUGCUUACACUUUAUCAGAAUAUUUCUCAUUUAACGCUCUACCUCUGUACACACUUCCCUCCUGUUGUAAAGAAACACUCAUCACUAAGUCAAAAUAAAUAAAUACAGGAGACAAUAUUUGAGCUAAGAAGCAGCUAUAUUUAGUUUCUUUACACAUAAUACAAAAACAUACCAUUUCAUUUUUUUAGUACAGUUAGGCCAGCAGGUUUCACAAUACUACACAAGAUUUUAUUUUUAACCAUGAAAACAACAAUAUUACCAAAACGCUGCAUGACAAUAUGCUUUUUGAUUUAUCACAGGUAAUUUCACGUUCCCUUAUAUACUAUGUUUUUGUUAGACAGUCACAAAUAUUCAAAGGUGAACCAGACCUUCUCUGGUUGAUAUGAAACAAAAAGAUGUAAAGUAGAAGUUAUUUGUUACACAAUGAAGCAACAACAUAAAGAAUACCAGCACAGAUAUUUAGAUUCUGUUUUUUUUGUGGUGACCAAUAUUAACUGACCAGAUAUAAACUUCAUAGAGCCAUAUGUAUUGAAUGUGUGUAAAACAAUGUAUAGAAAAUGUCUUUAUUUCUGCAAAAUUAAAUUUUCAGAUCCUGA